Messenger RNA from Quercus lobata, 1924 nucleotides. RefSeq names its product Molecular chaperone Hsp40/DnaJ family protein. The record is from RefSeq and is a predicted model, not a curated record. Gene Ontology annotation, biological process: protein refolding; response to heat. Gene Ontology annotation, molecular function: heat shock protein binding; ATP binding. Lineage: Eukaryota; Viridiplantae; Streptophyta; Magnoliopsida; Fagales; Fagaceae. Gene Ontology annotation, cellular component: cytoplasm; chloroplast thylakoid membrane. The transcript is spliced from 11 exons. Bases 115 to 1839 code for a protein of 574 amino acids.
CACAUAAAUGUCCACAUUUGAUUGCAGAAUGCAGAGAACAAAACAUAAACCCCACUAAAACCCCAAUCAAAAACCAGACCUCAUCAACACCCUUCCCACUUCACACUUCCAACAAUGCCCAUAACCAUAACCAUAACCCACACUCCUCAUUCCUCUAUCUCCACCUUCCCUCCUCCAUUUCCCAACUCUUCUGCACUUCGCCCCAAUUCAUUCCUUAAAUUCCACACUUCAUCAUCCCUCAGCUCCGGUGCUUCCACCUUCUUCAACAAAACCCUCCUAAUUCCAAACCCUAAUUCCGGUCGUUUCCUCCGCAGGAGAUCACCACUCCGCCGCGCUUCGCUCCGAGCCAGCGCAACCGCAUCAACCGACUACUACUCCACUCUGAAAGUCGGUCGCAAUGCCACUCUGCAAGAAAUCAAAGCCUCCUACAGAAAGCUCGCUCGUAAGUAUCAUCCGGAUCUGAAUAAGGGUCCUGGUGCAGAAGAGAAGUUUAAAGAGAUAAGUGCUGCAUAUGAGGUCCUAUCAGAUGAUGAGAAAAGAUCUUUAUAUGAUCGCUUUGGUGAGGCAGGUUUACAGGGGGAAAAUGGUGGGUCAAGCAAUUAUUCACAGGGAGUGGAUCCAUCCGUAAUAUUUGAUGCAUUCUUUGGUGGGUCCGAUGGGCUUUUCGGAGGAAUGGGUGAACAAGGAGGCAUCAAUUUCAACUUUAGAAACAGGGGAAACCAGGCUCUUGACAUUCGGUAUGACCUUUAUAUGAGCUUUGAGGAAGCAAUUUUUGGUGGACAGAAGGAAAUAGAAGUCCCUUGUUCUGAGACAUGUGAUAAGUGCGAUGGAACAGGAGCGAAGUCUAGUAGUUCCAUAAAAUCAUGUAGGGCAUGUGGUGGUAGAGGAGGGGUAAUGAAAAGUGAGAGAACACCAUUUGGAGUAAUGUCACAGGUAUCAACUUGCUUAAAGUGUGGAGGUGAUGGCAAGAUAGUCACUGAUCAUUGCCAAUCCUGUGGUGGCAGUGGUCAAGUGCAGUCAAAGCGUAAUAUGAAAAUUGUCAUCCCACCUGGUGUUAGUGAUGGAGCCACAAUGCAAAUUCAAGGAGAGGGAAAUCUUGAUAGGAAAAGGGGCAUAGCUGGUGAUCUCUAUUUGGUCGUCCAUGUAAAUAAAAAGCAUGGAAUUUGGAGGGAUGGUCUUCAUUUGUACUCAAAAAUUAAUAUUGACUAUACUGAGGCAAUACUAGGGACUGUAGUAAAGGUAGAAACUGUUGAGGGUAUGAGAGAUCUUCAAAUUCCUUCUGGGAUUCAGCCUGGAGAGAGAGUUAAAAUGUCACGCAUGGGUGUUCCAAACAUCAAUAAACCUUCUUUUAGAGGUGAUCAUCACUUUAUCGUGAAUGUUCUGAUCCCAAAAGAUAUCAGUGAUGGCAGUGACACAGAACGUGCACUUGUUAAGGAAUUAGCAUCGCUUAGAGCAUCCAGCAGACUCCAUUCUGAUUCUGCCAAUACAAAUGGGACAAUGCAUGGUGAUUUUAAUGAACAUAAAAUUAGAGACCUUAAAAACCAUGCUUCAAGUCCAGGGAUCAAAGGUGUUGCAUCUUUGUGGAAAUCAAUUAAGAAUUUCUUGGGGCAAAGACGAUCUGAAGAAGGGUUUGCAUCAGUCAGCUUCGACUCAUCCUCAUCAUUGUGGAGGUGUAGCAAGCCAGAUUCCUCAUUGGCAUUUUCAAUUUUUAUAUUUUUUAUUAUUACUUGUAUAUUUACCUUGAUUAGACAGACUGAUGACUGCACAUCUGUACAAAAAAGAAACGAUAACCCUAGUGCCUGCAGAAAACAAAAAGAACGUAAUUACAGAAUUUUUUAGGCUCAGAUAACUGAUAAGAUUUUAUCUGCUUGCUAUACUGUAAUAGACAAUGGGACUUGAAGUUAUGUAUCAAUUUUGCCGCAUC